This is a messenger RNA of Linnemannia hyalina, 663 nucleotides long. The record is from the annotation of a GenBank genome assembly. NCBI's taxonomy places the organism in Eukaryota, Fungi, Mortierellomycota, Mortierellomycetes, Mortierellales, Mortierellaceae.
AUGGCGCAAGACGCAUUGGAGCUGUUAGACGGACUCAGAUGGUACUCAGACGUGCAUGUGGCGGGCAUCUCAAUGGGGGGCAUGAUCUCUCUCGAAUUGAUCCUCGCUGCGCCCAAGCGGUUCUCGUCCUUGGUUCUUACAUCCACGAACGCCGGUCGAUCUCCGCCACAGUUGGUCACCCUUGCCUUCUUUGCUAGGGUCUUGACCAUCCUUGACCCGCACUUGCGUCUUAGGUUCAUUACUGAACAUCUGUAUCCCAAGAGCUGGUUGGAUGAAUCGGCACCACCAGACACUGAAUUCAAGACGAACAGGGACUUUGUCACUAUGACGCUCAAGAAACAAUACAUCGACAUACCAAUGCAACCCCUCCACGCCAACAUUGCCCAAGUCUGGGCAGCACUCACCCACCACGUUAACCCCCAACGCCUCGCCCAGAUCCGCGCCUCCCAGAUCCCGGUCCUGAUCGUGACGGGCACCGAUGAUCAAUUGGUGAGGCAUUCGGCUUCAAAGUAUAUGCAGAAGCAUUUGGGGUGUCGAAUGAGUGUUUUUGAGGGUUCGGGCCAUAUUAUUCCUUCGGAGCAGACGGUGGCGUAUUGUGGCCUUGUAGAGGAGUUGGUUUGUGAGAGUCGUGGUGGUAGUGGUCUUCUUCAAUCAGAGAUCUGA